AUGCGCCUGAGGGCGGGCGACGACGGCUACCAGAGGCUCUUGUCCACAUCCUACACAAUAUUCCCAGAGAGGCCCGACCCCGCGGAGGCGGCCCGAGGCCGGGCGCCCCGGGCCGACCCGGAGAGCGCCCUGCCGCCGGCGCCCGACCGGAUACCAGUAGAGGAGCUCCCAGCGCUUCCAGCCCGAGAUGCGGGCUACUACACAGAGCCGUGCUGUGGGAUUUGUAUCGUCCUGGUGCUGAGCAUAUUGUUCAGCCUGGUCGUGACUUCUGUCCGCUCCGCCGUCGUCGAUGACGAGAGAGCUAGCAGCGACGAGAAGUACAUCGCCAACGUUUGCGUGAUGGCCGUCUUCGCCGAGGCCAGCACAGCUGUACUCAUGUUGCUGUACCUGUUGUUUGCCAGCUCCGGUGUGAUCAGGCGAUCGCCAAAAACCUGCUACCCAAUCCCUCCCACAGUGGAGGACCUGCUACGCAGAGGGGAGAGCCUCGAGGCCCUGCAGUCACAUGGCGAGGGAGGAAACAUCAAGGGCGAGGCCCUCAAAAAAGACCGACCAGAUAUGCCAGACGGGUCGUACUGUGUGCGCUGCUUGGUCUGGAGACCAAAUGCUGCCGACGUCCACCAUUGCAGAACGUGCGGACGGUGCGUCGUAGGCUUCGACCACCACUGCGGCGUCCUCGGGCGCUGCAUCGUGCGGCGUAACAUGCCGUGUUUUUCAACCCUGGUGGUCAUGCUAUUCGCCGGUCCGGUAACCGCGAUGGUGGCGAUGCAGGUUAGCUCGCCCGGCAUAGAAUGA
This is a messenger RNA of Prorocentrum cordatum, 792 nucleotides long. The record is from the annotation of a GenBank genome assembly. Lineage: Eukaryota; Dinophyceae; Prorocentrales; Prorocentraceae.